Messenger RNA from Fusarium subglutinans, 1173 nucleotides. RefSeq lists its product as uncharacterized. The coding region runs from base 1 to 1173 and encodes 390 amino acids. The transcript has a single exon. The record is from RefSeq and is a predicted model, not a curated record. Lineage: Eukaryota; Fungi; Ascomycota; Sordariomycetes; Hypocreales; Nectriaceae.
AUGCCUUGCCCUUCUCCAUCCUCGACCAUCAUUUCCUCCACAGCGCCUGCCAUGGCAAGCUUUCAGGAUCUGCCCGUCGAGCUCGGAGUGGCGAUUAUGAAAUAUGUCGAUACCCCGCAGGAUAUUUCCGCCAUGAUUCGCGCCGAUCCUCGGUUGUUACACUGUUUUCUUGAUAACAGGAAGCAAGUGAUGACGCCGCAUACGACCAAGAUUAUGGAAGUUUGUGGAGGUCAUGUUUCAACUGCCUACUUACUCGCAGCUCGACUCCGCCAUGCUAAGAAAAAUCCCGCAUUCAAUGAUACUAGGCCACAGCAUCGCGAACAAAUCAUCAGCCCGAUUCUGCAGUCUUGUAUGCGCAGCCACAACACCCAUCACCAUGUGUCUCACCGGGCUUCACUCGCAACCAUCUGCGAACUCUCAACUCUUGCCAUCGAUGUUGGAUGGCUAACAACAAGCUAUAUCUUCCAGGCUCUGAAACAAAUAUUUGGAUAUUAUUUACAGCCAGCAGAUUGGCCUAGAGCCUCCCCGGAGGAGCGCCAGAGCUUCAUCAACGCAGCCUGUCGUUUCGAAGGCUAUGUCCAAGCUUUCUUUCACAUGGAGCAGCCGUUAUUUCCGAGGGAUGAGAGCAUUCGUCGACUCCUAUUUUCGCCGCGUCUAUGUGGUUCAGAGCCAAGAAACCGGAUUGACGAGAGACUAAGAUUCUAUUCAGUGGCCUAUUAUAUCUACGAUCAGCAUUGCACCAUGAUGAAGAAUAUAAACCGCCAUCUGAGUGCAAGCACGAAAGCCAUUAAUGGCAAGGACCAGGAUAACGGUGAAGUGGCGGACGACCGGCAAAAGUGGCGACUACAAAAUUGCGAACAGAUCGAGGUGAACAAAUAUGUGCACUACCUCACAUCAGAAGGGCUAGGUAUGCUUCUAUAUCUCCAGAGUAUGGCCCUUGAAGAUCAGUUACAGUUUGUGCUAUCGAGCUUUGAGAGCAUCUUGGACAGUCCACACCCCAAUGUUCUCAUGGUUCCUGGUAUUGAUCUCUAUGAGAUUGGAACGGUAGAGAAACAUAGAUGGAGCCCAUGGGUGGAUUGUGAGGACGUUUUUGAAAUAAACCCUGAGCAAUGGAAAGUGGCAGAAUCUUUCUGGGUUAUUGGGGGGCCUCAUUAUCGGUCUAUAUGGUAUUAG